CUUUGCUAAUAGCACAUUGUUUGUUUUCUUUAUGCAGAUAAUUUUAUGAUCGGUCACAAUAUUGUUUUCAAUAGGGAGAAAAUGGUCUUGGGCUGGAAGGCGUCUAACUGUACUGAUAGAAUUGUCGAUUCAAGGAAUGAUAUAUUUCCUCCAUUUCCAGCAGUGUCACCGGCGUCACCCCCGACAAUAAAUGUUCAGCCGCCUUCCGUAAAUGACGGAGCAGCGUCACCCCCAAUAAUUAAUGUCCAGCCACCUUCUGUAAAUGACGGCGCAGCCUCACCCCCAACCCCGACAACAAAUGUUCAACCACCUUCGAUUAACGGCGGAACUCCUAGGAAUGGUUCGAAUUCUAAUAACGCUCCGCAGCUUUCUGUCGGAAAACCAAGAAAUCUAUACCUGAUAGCCUCAUCACUUCUCGUGCUAUUUCUUCCCAUUUUAAAAAUCGUAUGAUUGCUUGUGUUUUUUUUUCUUUUCUUUUUUAUGGUUGAAGAAUGCUCAAUAAAAGAGAAUAAAAUGUGACCAAAUUGAACGUUAGUAGAACUGGAAGUGGGUUUUUUCUGCUUUACGUACUAUUUCAAUAAUAAACGUAAGAUUUUGUCACUGGCCUCAUGGCAGAGCAAGCUAUUAUUAGCCCUAGAAAUGGUAAGGAGCAAAAUAUCGACUUUCUGGGCCAGAUAAAAGCAUGUUUCAAAAGAAUUCCACAUUAUCAAUAUCAACUCAGAGUUUUUUU
Papaver somniferum (opium poppy) is the source of this 730-nucleotide messenger RNA. Its product is annotated as branchpoint-bridging protein-like. The transcript has 2 exons. The record is from RefSeq and is a predicted model, not a curated record. Bases 46 to 450 code for a protein of 134 amino acids. Lineage: Eukaryota; Viridiplantae; Streptophyta; Magnoliopsida; Ranunculales; Papaveraceae.